Molecule: messenger RNA, 2612 nt
Organism: Nothobranchius furzeri (turquoise killifish)
Lineage: Eukaryota; Metazoa; Chordata; Actinopteri; Cyprinodontiformes; Nothobranchiidae
Product: amphoterin-induced protein 1
Cellular component (GO): plasma membrane
Molecular function (GO): protein binding
Source: RefSeq, a predicted model, not a curated record
GUGUAGAGAGGACUUCUGCUGCAGCUCAUCCAUUCACAGCCCUCCACAGUUUACUCUGAUCACACAUGUGAAUGAGCGGAGAGAGGAGGAGGAGGAGGAGAAGGAGGAGGAGAUGUGACACACAAACUCUCCAGCUGUCUGCGCCCUUCACACACCAGCUGACUCCUCUCCUCGGAGGACUCAGCCGGACCGGUGGCUGGCUGACUGCAGAUCAGCGUUGAUCGUGUCUGCAGCUAUGACGAACAGGAUGAGGCGGACCUGAUGACUGCUUAAGACUCCUAAUGACACCGACCAGAGAGUUUCAGGACUCCACUGUGGACACCACCUACAGCAUCCUGAGGUCUAUAAUCUCACCAUGAUGGGAGCCUUAACCUGCACCGUGGCUUCAGCAGCUUCGGGAAGAAGCUUCAUCGUAGUUCUGCAUCUGACUCUAUUGUUAGUAGCAGUGAGGGGCCAGAGGCAGUUGAAACGAUCCGCUCUGGACUGCACCAGGAAUUGUGUGUGUGCCAGUAACAUCAUCAGCUGCUCCGAUGGGAAUCUAAUCCAAGUCCCUGCGCCUCUUCCACAGCACACAGCCGUCCUGGACCUCAGCUUUAACUCCAUCACUCAGCUUCGUGCAGGUUGGACCACUGUUGACCUCAGCAGUCUGCAGAGCCUGAUCCUCAGUAACAAUGGCCUCACUUUCCUCUCCACCGAGGCAUUUAUUCAUGUGACAAAGCUUCGUUACCUGGACCUUUCCUUCAACGGCCUUCGUCAGCUGGAUGAGUUGACGUUUGAGCCGCUGGAGCACCUCGAGGUGCUGCUGCUUCUGAAAAACAACAUCUCCCAGAUUGAUCGCUCUGCCUUUUCCAGCCUCAGCUCUCUGCAGAAGCUCUACAUGAGCAACAAUCUGAUCUCUCGCUUCCCCGUGGAGGUGUUGAAGGAGCGCAGCAGACUGGAAACGUUUCAACUGCUUGACGUUUCCUCCAAUAGGAUCAAAACCCUGCCGCUGAAGGAGCUCCAGGCUCUGCGUGCCUGGACCAAUAAAGGCGUGUACUUCCACAGCAACCCCCUGACCUGCAGCUGUGCCUUGUAUGACCUGCUGGCACAGUGGCACAUCAAGGAGCUCAACUCUGUCGUCCACUUUAAUGGCAGCCACACAUGUGUGGUUCCAGGUGGUCCACAGAAACAAACAAUGCCCAUCCUGGACCUGGACAAGGCCUACCUGAACUGCACCGAGGUGAAGGCCCUUAAAGAGGAGGCCUAUCUGCACCAGUUCUUGCUGCUUGACUGUGACACCAGACUGAAGAGCAUGGUGAAAAGGUGGGUGUUGCCAGAAAACGCUUCACCGUCUUUAGCUAAUAAGACUGUGGUGGUCAGUGAGGACUAUCUCCGCAUCGGACCUCUGAAGGCGGAGGACUCGGGCGUGUACACCUGCUACGCCACAGGUGACUCCCUGAAUGAGACGCUGCACAUAACUGUGGUGGUGUUCAACUACACCAUGCGUGGAGGGCUGGAGAGUCUAAAAACAGCCUACACCACCCUUGUAGCAUGCUUGAUCAGCUUAGUUAUGGUCCUUGUCUACCUCUACGUCGCACCCUGCUGCUGCUCCUACUGCCCGGAUCAGGACAAGGAGAAAGAUGGCGACCCCAGAGGGAGCCUCCACUCCUCCACCGUCAGCCUCACUCAGGGAGAGGAGGAGACGGAGCAGCAGAGGGCGGAGGGCAUCCCUUACAUUCAUACAGCCCUGCUGGAGCAUAAGGGUCAGCUGGAGCAGAACGGGAGGCUGAAUCCAAUAGGCGAGGAGGACGAGGAGUGGCAGGACAACAGGAAGAGACGGAGGUCUGAUGCAGAGUCCAUCAGCUCUGUUUACUCCGAUACGCCCAUGGUGAUUUAAGAGCAGCAGCAAAAACCUUAUGCUGUGAACAAAUUGAAGUUAUUAAAGAAACCUAUGGCUCUCUUAGUGUUAGCACUACAGCAAGAGGAGAUAAAUAGCUUCAUAAAUAUCUAAAAUGGUGGCUCUAAUAGGGCUUUUAUCUUUUUUCGUCCGUUUCCGAUGAAGCUACUUAAAAAUGCUUUUAGCACCACAAAGAAGUGCUGAGUAUUGAGAGUCAAACCACAGAAAAACGCAUUUAAUUAGAUUCUUUGGUGUCAUUUAGUAAUGAUUGAAACUGGAGUUUGAUGGGAAGGAUCAGGAUGCUGAGGAGACUAACACAAACGUCACAGAUGCUGGACUGAAUCUGCACCCAUUUAUGCAAAACUCAAAUGGAAGAUGUUCCAAUGUUUAUGCAGAACCUUUAUAUCUUGUUUGCCACGAGAAAUAAUGCUGUGAUGUAACUCUUAUGCAACUUAAUCAAUGUCAUGUUUGUUACAGAGUGUGUGUGUUCUAAGUGUUAGUUUCAGUACCGAUGUCGGUGCUGUUGCCUUUUUGCAGGAGUUAUAAUUAACUGUUGGAGCUAUUUUAGCAUCAUUUUGCACAAUAAUUGCAGAACUGUUAAUUGACACUAGAGUGCUUUUAAUUAUUUUAUUUUAGAUCAUUUUUAUACCAAACGAGCUUUGUUUAUAGAACAUCCACACAACCAAAGUGCUCAAGCCCUGUAUUUAAAAUAAUGAAGAAAAAAAACCACUUAUAU